GGUUACAGUCAUGGUUAAGGAAACAUGGUUUAGAGUUGAAGUUUCGCUUUCAGUUUUGCAAAUUAUUGAGUGAAAUAGUAUUUGCAUGACAUGGCAGAGUAACGGUGAUGCAGCAGUAUUUGUGAAGGGGUCCGAGAAACAACAACACUGACUUACUUUACACAACUUGUCUUACUUCGGACACCUCAAAAGAGCAAGUUAGUGUUGAGAGCAUGCAGCUCAGUGAGGAGCAGCUGCAUCAGAUAGAGCGGAACAGACGCGCCGCACUGGAACGACUGGCCAGCAGAAAUGUACCUGUACCCGUUGGUGAAAGCUGGCGAAGACAAAUCGGGACUGAAUUUACAAAACCUUAUUUUACAAAACUCAUGUCUUUUGUUUCAAUGGAGAGGAAAAACUUUACUGUUUAUCCCAGCCCUGAGCAGGUGUUUUAUUGCACAACUUUGUGUGCAAUUGAAGAUGUAAAAGUGGUCAUUCUUGGGCAAGACCCCUAUCACCAUCCAGGUCAGGCUCAUGGUUUGGCCUUCAGUGUGCUGAGGCCUAAACCUCCUCCUCCUAGUUUGGAAAACAUAUUCGCGGAGUUGAAGGAAGAUAUUGUUGGCUUCGGGCAUCCAGGUCAUGGAGACCUCACAGAAUGGGCUAAACAGGGUGUUCUGCUGCUGAAUUCUGUGUUGACAGUGAGGGCUCAUCAACCCACCUCUCAUGAGGGUCAAGGCUGGGAGAUCUUCACAGAUGCUGUGGUCCUGUGGCUCAGCAGGAAUCUCAAUGGCUUGGUCUUUCUGCUUUGGGGUUCUUACGCUCAGAGGAAAGGCAGAGUGAUCGACAGAAAACGUCAUCAUGUCCUAGAGACUUCACAUCCAUCACCGUACUCAGCACAUUUUGGCUUCUUUGGAUGUAGGCACUUCUCUAAAACUAACGUUUUGCUUAAAGCAUCAGGAAAGAAGCCAGUUGAUUGGAAAGCUCUCUGAAGUAACAUUAUGCCAUUUAUUCCUGAAUUUUUUUUUUCUAAAGCAGAGAGGAAAAUUAAACAUUAUACUUUACAAUUGAAUAUUUUUGCAUUGUAUAGUACAUUUAUGUUGCAAAUGGAUCACAGCUGUCCUUUUAUGAGGUUGACCUUGUAAUAAUCAUCUACAUUUUGUUAUAUUGCAAAUAAUUACAUUAUCUGGUCAAUAAAUGAAUACAAUUAAUUCA
This is a messenger RNA of Carassius auratus (goldfish), 1188 nucleotides long. It is a transcript of the gene ungb, whose product is annotated as uracil DNA glycosylase b. Gene Ontology annotation, biological process: base-excision repair, AP site formation via deaminated base removal; base-excision repair. Lineage: Eukaryota; Metazoa; Chordata; Actinopteri; Cypriniformes; Cyprinidae. Gene Ontology annotation, molecular function: uracil DNA N-glycosylase activity. Bases 213 to 965 code for a protein of 250 amino acids. The transcript is spliced from 7 exons. Gene Ontology annotation, cellular component: nucleus; mitochondrion. The record is from RefSeq and is a predicted model, not a curated record.